GCCUCACAAUUCCGUUCGCAAUUACUACUCACUCUACCUUCGCUUUAUAUCUUAACUUUACUCUCUUUCUUUGUUAUAGCCUUUCCUGUUUCUUUUUCAGUCAUGAUCUUUUAUGUUACGUUCAUUCAACAUUUUAACAACGAAUUGGGUUGGUGAGAAUAGAGUGAACACUGAACAAGAAAAAGCGCGUUUUUGAAUGGCUUCGCUUCUGAAAAAACUGCGUCCUGGGGUGCCUUCAGUUCAUGAUGAUGGCGGUGAUUACAGCUUUGAGUAUUCCUUUGCUGAGGAAUACAAAGGUCCUCCCGUUAGCUACUCUAUUCCAGAAGCACUUCCUUUUAGCCUUCACCAAAUCCCAGUUGCCCCUCUUGCUCCUUCUCCUCCUCAUCACUUCUCAGUCCCAGUUAUUCAACCCUUCAGAAAAACCAAUGUAGAAUCUGUUUCAACUGCAAGCUCAAGUUAUGCUUCUCAUGAUGAGAUAGUUUCAUGCGAAGAAGAGGAUCAUGAUGAUGAACCUUUUAGUCCAAGACAUGUGAAACGGCCUUCUGUUGUGACCUUUCGUGAUCCCAAGUCAAAUGAGAUUGUGCAUGAGGUAGAGUUUGUCGAUGUUGAUGUUGAUUCUCUUGGUGGAGAAAGGAGUACGAGUAAGAGUAGCAGUAGCAGUACCCUUGUGAGGCCUCGUGCUGUGAGGAAUGGGAAGAAAGGGUCGUGCUAUCGAUGCCUUAAAGGGAAUCGUUUUACUGAGAGGGAGGUUUGCAUUGUUUGCAGUGCCAAGUAUUGCAGAAACUGUGUGCUUAGAGCAAUGGGGUCCAUGCCUCAAGGUAGAAAGUGUGUUACUUGCAUUGGUUAUAGAAUUGAUGAGAGCAAGAGGGGAAAGCUUGGGAAAUUUUCUAGGAUGCUAAAACGCUUGUUGUCUGAGUUGGAAGUGAAACAAAUCAUGAAAGAUGAAAUGUUUUGUGAGGCAAAUCAAAUACCAGCAGAACAUGUUAGAGUGAAUGGAGAACCUCUUGAUUGGGAUCAGCUCAUGUUGCUCCUCACCUGUUCAAACCCACCAAAAGGAUUGAAACCUGGUUUCUUCUGGUAUGAUAAAGCAUCUGGAUUUUGGGGAAAGGAAGGUCAACGGCCGUGUCAAAUUAUCAGCCCCCAGUUGGAGAUUGGGGGUCACUUGCAGAGAAAUGCAAGUGGUGGAAAGACAAAUGUAACUAUAAAUGGUCGAGCUAUUACUAAAGAAGAGCUUUUGAUUCUCAAGUGGGCAGGAGUGCCAUGUGAAGGAACAAUUGAUUUUUGGGUAACUUCUGAUGGAUCAUACAUGGAAGAGGGACAGAGGAAUGUCAAGGGGCGUAUAUGGGAUAAGUCUCUAGUGAAGCUAGCUUCUAUACUUCUGUCACUGCCAGUUCCUUCUAGCACUGACAUUGCUGCUGGAGAAGGACAAAAUAGAGUUAACCAUUACAACCUUCAACACAAAACGCUUCAUAAAUUUCUACUUGUUGGGUCUGUCAAGUCUGGAACAUGUACCAUAUUUAAACAGGCCAAGCUUCUAUAUAAUGUUCCUUUCUCAGAAAAUGAGCGUCAAAACAUCAAGUUGGUAAUUCAAAGCAACUUGUAUAAGUACCUUGGUAUACUGCUGGAGGCACGAGAAAUAUUUGAAGAGAGUUUGUGUCAGAACAAGAACCGAUAUCAUGUUGAUGAAUCAACUUCAUCAGCGAUUACUGAAGAGAUUAUGGACCCAACAAUCUAUUCCAUUGGCCCAAGACUGAAAGCUUUCUCAGAAUGGCUACUCAAAUACAUGGUGUCAGGUAACUUGGAUGCAAUAUUUCCAGCUGCUACUCGUGAAUAUGCACCAUUGGUUGAGGAACUGUGGAGGGAUUCAGCCAUUCAGGCCACAUAUAACAGGAGAAAUGAAAUAAGAUUGCUACCUAAAAGUGCCAGUUAUUUUUUAGAGAGGGCUGUUGAAAUUUCCAGGAUAGACUACGAACCAUUGGACAUGGACAUCUUGUAUGCUGAGGGGUUGACCUUAUCCAAUGGCCUUACUUCAAUGGAAUUUUCAUAUCCUGUGUCAGGUCAAGAGGACUCUUUGGACCCUGAGUAUCAACAUGAUCCUUCUCUCAGGUACCAACUCAUCAGAGUACAUCCAAAAAGCCUUGGAAUGAAGUGCAAGUGGUUGGACAUGUUUGAAGACACCGAUGUGGUCUUAUUUUCUGUUGCCUUAACUGACUAUGAUGAGUACACAAUAGACAAUAAUGGAGUUGCUACCAACAAAAUUUUAGUAGCCAAGCAUCUCUUUGAAAACAUCAUCACUCAUAGAAUCUUCAACAACAAGAAAUUCCUGUUAAUAUUAACCAAGUUUGAUCUACUUGAGAAAAAGAUUGAACGGGUACCUCUAACAAAAUGUGAAUGGUUUAGUGACUUCCAUCCAGUUAUUAGCCACAAUCACAAAAAGGCUAGUAUUGGUAAACAUAGCAAUCACCCUCCAUUAGCUCAACGUGCUUUUCAAUACAUUGCUAUGAAGUUUAAGAGAUUAUUCAAUUCUUUUACUGGCCAAAAACUGUUUGUUUCAAUGGUUUCUGGGUUGGAACCUGGUAGUGUUGAUGAAGCUCUCAGAUAUGCUAGAGAGGUUAUGGCUUGGGAAAAAUGGGAUCCAUUCUUGAGAAAUGAGAAGUCUGAGAUAACAUCCACAACCAUUGAGGCAAGUUCUGAUGAAAAAUAUACUCACUCUCCACCCUCCUAGAAAAUUCUAUAGAUUUUUUGUCUCCCACUAUUUGUAAUCAAGCAAAACUUGUGUAAUAUUGAAGGAAAUGGUGAAACCUUAAUCUUGAUUAUGC
This is a messenger RNA of Abrus precatorius (Indian licorice), 2819 nucleotides long. Its product is annotated as extra-large guanine nucleotide-binding protein 1-like. Gene Ontology annotation, molecular function: G-protein beta/gamma-subunit complex binding; GTPase activity; guanyl nucleotide binding. Bases 197 to 2725 code for a protein of 842 amino acids. NCBI's taxonomy places the organism in Eukaryota, Viridiplantae, Streptophyta, Magnoliopsida, Fabales, Fabaceae. Gene Ontology annotation, biological process: G protein-coupled receptor signaling pathway. The transcript is spliced from 8 exons. The record is from RefSeq and is a predicted model, not a curated record.